Molecule: messenger RNA, 381 nt
Organism: Fusarium falciforme
Lineage: Eukaryota; Fungi; Ascomycota; Sordariomycetes; Hypocreales; Nectriaceae
Exons: 1
Coding region: 1-381 (126 amino acids)
Source: RefSeq, a predicted model, not a curated record
AUGAAGUUCCUCCCCAUCGUCAUCUCUCUCUUUGCCGCCACCUCUCUGGCGCAGAACGGGCAAGAUCCAUGCAACUUCUUCUUCUUGUUAUUCGCUAAUACUAGACACAGCUGUGGCUUCCCCGAUGGCCCCGAUUGUGAGUCCGUCGGCGUCGGCGCCAACGGGCUGGAGCAGUUUGUCGACCCCGACGGAUGUUGUCUGUUCCCAUUCCGCUGUGGGAAUGUUGCUGGGGAGCUGUGUGAGCGAGUGAGCGGUAACAGUGCUGGCAGCAAUGGAAACGGUAACGGAAAUGGAAACGCAAAUGGCAACGGCAACGGGAAUGGCUUCAACUUUGGCUUUGGGAGGAACAGGAACAACCGCCGACGAGUGUCACGAAUCUAG